This is a messenger RNA of Aspergillus tanneri, 1284 nucleotides long. RefSeq lists its product as uncharacterized. Gene Ontology annotation, biological process: UMP biosynthetic process; pyrimidine nucleobase biosynthetic process. The record is from RefSeq and is a predicted model, not a curated record. The transcript has a single exon. NCBI's taxonomy places the organism in Eukaryota, Fungi, Ascomycota, Eurotiomycetes, Eurotiales, Aspergillaceae. Gene Ontology annotation, molecular function: orotate phosphoribosyltransferase activity. Bases 1 to 1284 code for a protein of 427 amino acids.
AUGGACACAACGACACCCCCGUCCCUUCCGGGGAAUCGUAUCAAUGUCUACUUACAGACCCUAAUCAAAGUCAAAAAGGGUUUACCAUUCGGUCAACCCGUGUGUGUGUCACCUUCCCAUACUAUUAACACCACCGAAGGCCUCCUACACCUCGCAGCCCUGAUCGGCCCACAUAUUGCCAUUCUACAAGUCCAUGCGGACAUCAUCGAUGAUUGGAGUUACGAAACGGCUUGCCAACUGACCUCCUUGUCUCAAAAAUAUGGGUUUUUGUUGUGGGAGAGUAGCCGGCUCCUCAAUGCCAGCAUUGAUGUCAUCGGUAGAAUUCAAAUGGAAACGCGAGAAAUGCGGAAUGAGAUGAUGGAUCUGAUUCGGAAGACAUACACAAGAGGGAUUGUGAAGACGGCAUCGUGGUCCCCGAUGGCCUCGGCCUGGUCGUCGGGUGUGCCGAUUAACAAUCAAGAGGCCGACUUGUUGAUCCCAACCCUGAGAACGGCGGCUCGAGAAGCGGUCUCCCACACCCUGAAAACCAUUCAAACGGAGAUUACAACAGAGCGCCCGUUGUGCAGGCCCGAAUCAGGAGCAUCGGCGGACGAAAACGCCGCGGUAUCUGCUCGGAAACAAUCGACCAUCUCCCUAACUCAGACGAUCACUCAGCAUACCGAGGACGUACCGCAAGACUCGCUCGAGGAGAAACGGAGGGUACCAUCCAUUCCAGAGUGCGGCGAGUCGACGCCAUGCUCUGCAGAGGCCGGGAUCCCGCCCCCACCCAUCUACGCCCGGGGUCUGGUGUUGGUUCUCCCAUCGAUGACCCAAACAUUAUUCAAGCCGGAAUAUCGACGGACCAGUAUAGCGGCUGCCCGCGCCAACCAAGACUUUGUACUGGGUUUCAUCAGUCCUGACCCGUGGCAAGUAACUUCAAAGAAAGAAGACAUGUUUGAAGACAUCCCCGACGAAGACGACGAUACGGCCCCAGGGCCAUAUUCGACGAACGAGGAGAACCCCCUGCCGUGUCUGAGCGUCUACUCGAUCAUUCCCUAUCAACUGGGUGUCAUGGAUGGCAAAAUCAUCGACGAAGUCGAGGAAGAUGAAGACGGGAAAGCGGUCGCCCCGUCGCCCUCUCAAGUCGAGCCCAACAAUCCGAUAGCAAGGCGGAUCUUCUAUAUAGUGGAGCAGGCGUUGAAGAGUCGAGAUGGGACCGACGAAGUCAACACGAAUCCAUACACGAACACAAAGGUGAUGAACGGUCGCAAGCUCCUGCACUGCCCGAUCAUAGCGAUACCAUAA